This is a messenger RNA of Passer montanus (Eurasian tree sparrow), 5177 nucleotides long. It is a transcript of the gene SFI1, whose product is annotated as SFI1 centrin binding protein. The transcript has 32 exons. Gene Ontology annotation, molecular function: phosphatase binding. NCBI's taxonomy places the organism in Eukaryota, Metazoa, Chordata, Aves, Passeriformes, Passeridae. The record is from RefSeq and is a predicted model, not a curated record. The coding region runs from base 1575 to 5015 and encodes 1146 amino acids.
AGGCAGUCUGGGCGGGCAGCCCUGCGGGGAUGCGGUGCGCGCCGCGUGCGGGGCGGCGGCGGGAUCGGCCCGUCCGUGCGCCGGGACCGUCGCCGUGUCCCCUCUCUGUCAGGGGCAGCGCGGCGUCAGAGAAGGGCGGGAAGCGGCGGGGCGAUCGCGGCUGAGGUGGGCUCGGGGGCUGCCCGGGAGCGGCGGCCCGGCCGAGCCCGCCCAGCCCGGCAGGGUGAGGGCAGCGUCCCGGUGUGGGAGGCUGGCGUUCUGUGGGAUAGCGGGACUAGGCUGGUGCAGUCCGCGGAGCAGCUGAUCCGAGGCACCGCAAAAGUCUUUCCGUUUUCGCUUGUGAGGAGCAGACAUUGUUUUCAACAUCACUUUAAGGAGUUUACUGGGCUCCGUUUGCCCACAGCUCUCCACAGGAGCCCAGCCGGGCCCCACAGCGUUUCCAAACACCUCGGGCAGCGAGGUCUGUGUGGGAACAACGAAUUUUGUGAAGGAUCUAGUGAAUAAAGUCUUCUCUUCCCUAAUGAAGACUUGAAUACCAGAAUUUAAAUCUGGUUACCUAUGGAACAAGAGAAAUAUACAAGACGUACAUUUCUCACUUUUUUCGUGACAAAGUGCUGCAUUAUUAAUGAGACAGCGCUGUAACUAUUGCCAAGUCUCCUGAAGCCCGCGAGUGCUUUCCAAGGAAAUACACAGGGAGUCUCCAUAGCAACCAGCGGGCCGCCAGCCUCGGGCUGAGUGGUUAUUCUGAGGUGCUGCAGGCUUUGAGAAGCCCCGAGCUGUGUUGUGUUCCACUGUCACCUUUGUGCACGUCGCUGUUGUGAGCUAAACCGGGUUUUUUGGCUCCCAAAGGCACAUCUGCCACAGAUACCCGUUACUCGAUGCUCACAGCAGAACUGUCCAGUGGCACAACACAAUUGUUCGCAAGUGCAGCAACAGCUCCGUGCUGCCGCCGUUCAGCCCCUGUUCCUGCUCGGGUCGGGCCGUGCCUGCGGUCGGUAAAUCCCGGUCACACCGGGGCCGCUCCCGGGACAGCGCCCGGCCCCGCCGCGCCGCACGGGGGCGCUGUCAGCCCCCGGCCCCGCCGCACGGGGGCGCUGUCAGCCCCCGGCCCCGCCGCACGGGGGCGCCCUGCUCAGGGCGGGAAGCGCCCCCCCCUCAUGGCGGGGCCGCCUCAGGCGCUGGCGGUCCUUCCCUCCGUUUCUCUCCCGAUUGCGGUGAUUUCCCCGCUGCUUUCCGCUCGUCUCGUGUGCCGGUGCCGUAUCUGCCGGUCCCGGGAUCCGUGGUGCUCCCAGCGGGGCGGGGGCGGCUGCCGCGGCCCCUCACGGCGGGGUUGUGGAGCGGCGUCGUGUGGGUCUGCAGUACUUGUCCAUAAACACAACAAGCGUUCAGGGUACACUUGCCUGCUGAAGGGAAUCCAGUGCAGUAAAACCAGAAAAAUCUUACUGCAUUUAGUGCAGAUCCAUGUGCUGGACUCAUCACAAGUGACAGGCACCAGUUAAUGCUUUGUCCAAAGUUAAUAAACAGCACUGCAGAGCAGAGAGUGCAUUUGUACUGCAGGCUUGGAACUACAGUAAAUGGAGAAAUUCAGGAGCAGUUCAAAAUCCCUGAAGAUGGAUGAGAUCCAGCAACCACCCGAGCACCAAGUUCAUGCAGCUGGACAAUCUGCUGCUCCCCAGUCUGCAACACAUGAAUUUCAGGACAGAGGUCACAACAAGCCAGGUCAAGAUGGGUGUACCCAGAGUCAAAGAAGAAUGUUAAAAAAAUUCCAAAGCAGAUACCUAGCAAGGAAGUUUUUCUAUCAGUGGGCAAAAAUAACAUUUGGACAAGUUCUCCCUUCCAAAGCCAGAUGUUUUUAUGAACAGAAGAUUCUUCAAAAAACGUUUAGAGAGUGGAAGGAGCAGUGGACACUUUGCAGAGAAAGGGAGCUCAACCUCAAAGCAGACAACCAUCACAGGCAUUUACUCCUUAAUUUGAUAUUCAAGGCUUGGAGAGCCUAUGUAUGCCAACAGCAAGGAAAGAGGAACAAGUAUUAUGUUGCAGAGUCUCAUGCAAAGAAGCAAACUCUGCUCAGGACCUGGCAGCACUGGCUGGUUUAUGUUGAUGUUCAAAGGACAAAACAGGGGAUGCAGUCUGUGGCACUGGCAUUCAGGACAAGAAGCUGUUUGCGCAUUUCAUGGGCACUGUGGAGAAGACAGCAUUACCAAAAAUGCUCUGGACAUAAAAUGAAUAUUUUGGCUCUGCAGCAUUGGGCCCAGAGCCUGCAAUUUCGAGCUUGGUUGCAGUGGCGAGAGCUGUAUUCACACAGCCAGAAUGAAAAGCAGAAGGACACCAGGGCAGUAACUCACCAUCAGCACUGGGAGCUGAGGAGGUGCAUGGGAGCAUGGCUGGGGUACCUGAACCUCCACAGAACAAAGAAACGCCAGAAUGAGCUGGCCCAAGAGUUUCACCGAAGCAGGAUGCUCCGGAGGUGCUUCUCUGAUUGGCAGCUGUCAUGGGAGUGCAGGAGAAGAAUGCAUGCUCAUGGAAGGGACCUGGAAAAACAAGCAGAAAGGAUUGCCUUAUGGAGAGCCUUUGCACACUGGAAGCAUUAUGUUGUGCUGUGUGUGGAAGAGGCUCAGCAGUGUGAGCUGGCUGAAAAGCACUACAAGUGUCACCUGUUGGAACUUGGCCUUAAGGGUCUUCGGCAGAACGUCCUGGACACUCGUCUUCAGAGAAUGAGAACAAAUCUGUCAUCCUGUCAGCAUCGAGUUACAGUGCUGCAGAAGUACUGGAACCGUUGGAAGUCCCGUUUGGAAGAGAAGGAGGAAGAACAGCAGCAGGCCUUCACAGCAGUGGCUCAUGCCCGUUACAGGAGGGUGUUGAUGAGACAGGUAUUUGACACAUGGUGGCUGAAGGCCAGAAAGCUGCAAGAAUAUCGAAUGGAAGAGAAGAGGGCUGUCCUCCAUUUCGAAGGGCAGCUCUUGCGCUGCUCCUGGUGCUGCUGGCGGAGGAGAACAGCUGCACGUUUGGAGGAGCAGGAGGCCUUGGUUUGUGCAGGAGAUCACUACAGGAACCAGCUGCUGCUAAAGGCCUUCUGUCUCUGGAAACAAAAGACUCAGGAGAGAGAAACAGAGAGGCUCAAGGAGACAGAAGCAUUAAGAUUUCACUGUUCAAAGUGUCUGCAGCAGACUUGGAACAAGUGGAGAGAGUAUGUGGGACACCAGCGUGAGAAAUGGAGGAAGCUGGUGCAAGCAGACCUGCACUAUGGACGUGUGUUGCUGGGCAAGACCUUGGCAGCUUGGAAGAUUUACCAACAAAACAUGCAGUGCAUUCUGUAUGAAGUAGCUGAGAAGGAAAAACAGCACACUCGACUGCUGCUGCGACAGGUGGUGUGUACGUGGAGAGAAAAUGCUCUUGCUCUUAUACAUGAAUCUGAGGCAACUACUCGGGCAGAUGAGCACUACAGGAGAGCAAUCCUGUCAAAGGUGCUGCUGCAGUGGAGAGACACUGCCUGGCUACGAGCGUGUCACCGCCACCUGAAGGUGACAGCUGUGGUGGAGGCCAGAAAACAGCUGGAUUUAGUGCGUUUACAGAGCCUGUUUCUGCACUGGAAGGAAUUAAUGAGGGAUUCUCUGAUGCUGAGGGCUCAGCACCACAGGGCAGUGCAGCACCACCAGCAGCACCUGCUCCAGAAGUACCUGGUGAAAUGGAAAAAUUAUCAUCAGCAGCGCCUUGGGAAAAAGCUGCUGCAGAGGAGGGGAGAUGAACUAAUGACUCAUAGACUUUGCUCUGCUUCCUUCUCUUGCUGGAAAACUCGGCUGUUGCAGCAGCAGUGGGAAAAGCGGAGGACAGUGCAAGCAUUGUGGCACUGGUCCCUUUCAGUGCAGAGAAAGGUAUUUGAUGCUUGGCUCAGGUUUGCCAAGGGGCAGCAGGAGAAGAAAGAUGGCAUUGAAAAAGUCACAAGAGUUCACCACACAACUCCUUUGAGAGAAGGUGUAACCUGUGCCUUGAGAAACACUGCUGGCAUCAAACAGCUGCAGGGACAGCUCCAUACUCAGCCCCAGCUGGAGAAGCAAGUGACAUUUAAAAGGCCUGAUGUUAGUCCUGAGACAAGAGGACAUUCAUCAGAGGAAGAGCUGUGGCCUUCAAAAUGCAGACAUCUACCACUUCACCCUGCUGAGGGGAGCUCACUUCUGCAUAGCCUAAAUGCCAUUCAACAAGCCAGGUUACCACCACGGAAGCCUGACUUCCCUCUGGAAUCUCUAGAAAGCAAGGAACUGCUGGGACCUCCUUUUACUAGGUCAGAGGUGCCCUUUCAGCAAACAUCUGUGAAUAAAUGUCUUGCACAGACUGGCAACUUAAUGCUGACACCUCACAUGGAAGAAAGCACCUGUAAAUGUCUGUCUCAGAUGGACAGUGCUGCUCAUCCCCAUCCCUCUCUCACUUGUGCUUCUCUCCCCCUGUGGACACAGGACAAGCACAGAGCUGGGCAGGGGCCAGAGCUGUGGUCUCCUGCAUCUUUCGUGUCCCACAUGAAAGCUGGCUCAGAAGAGAGAGGAGGUCAGCCUGCCAGUGGUCACAAAGGAGCCCAUUCCCUGAACUUGCGACAGAAUUCUGUGGAGAAGAAGUUGGCACCAAAUUUGCAGCCACAUUUGCUGUCAUCUGAAGACUUGGUGGGAAAAGGGAGUCACCAGACUGCAGCUGAAGGGGAAAAGAGAGAACACAGUUCCAGAGAAGAAAUGAUGCUGGAGAGAAAGGUGGAAGUUGAACUCUGGCAUAUCCAGCAGCAGAUGCAGUACUACUACAGCAGGAGGCAGGAACUCAAGUGCUGUCAGCAGCAGGCACAGAUUCUGCAGCAGUGGCUGGAGAUGAGCAAGCAAGCAGGAGCCCAAGAUGGUGUGCAAGGAGUUCAGGAAGAAUUGGGUCAGCUGCAGGUGAGGAUCAAUGCUCUCACCAAAGCACAGCUGGCUGACAGACAUCACGUGCAGGCCCUGCUUGCCCGCCUGCGAGAUAUCCAGCUUGCCCUGGAUCUGUAGUGCACCUUCCAGCUUCUCAGCUCAGGGAAAGGUGCUGCUGUGAUCCUGCUCACCUGGUCAAAGUAGAUGCGGAUGGAGCCCACGUUUGUUGCUCCUACAGCUGUUAAUGAGAAGAAGCCAUGUUUCCAGUCACCUGUAAGGACAACCCGUUCAUUGUGGCAG